AUGGUGCUCAACAAUGCUCAACUCCAUCCUGCUGUUACCUUCUCCAACAAGGUAUUCAGAAAGGAUAACGAAUACUCUAGGUAUGUGCGUCGCUUCCGCGAUCGUGCAAUCUAUCCAUCCUUCACUAUCCAACCCUCUGCCUUUUCACGGUAUGAUCUGGAUAUUCCUGCCUUGAUUCGCAAUCUUGGUUGGAAAUCUUUGUUCGAAGAUCAACGUUUUACUUAUUGUCCGGAGGCUGUGAGAUUGUUCUAUGUCAAUCUCAAACGUGAGUCAGGACCAGAUCUCUAUUCGUUCAAAACUACUGUUGGUAACUUUGAGAUUACGGAUGAUCUUGUUCACGAUAUUGGCCGCUAUUUUCCCAAUUUGCACUUUGCUGGUCGUCUUCCUGAUGAUUUGUGCGUCCUGCACUUCUUCAUCACGAGGAUCCUUCUUCCGAGAUCCCUCUCGAGUGCGACUCUCCUUCAUACCUCCGAUCUCUCGAUCCUUCAUCAUGCCCGGUCAGGACGGCGUAUCAGCUAUGCGUCACUGGCAUUCUGUCACCUGGUCCAGUAUGGAGAUGACAACAAUGAUGGAUGGUUGCCUCUGGCGCCUCUUAUCACACAGUUGCUCCGAAAAUUGGGCAUCGAUCUUCGCGAUAAGAUCACUCUCUGCAAUGUUCAUGAUGAUCUGAAGGCUCAACAUGUCCUUGCUCGUUUAGAUGCCAGUGUUGGUCCCCGAAAGCCUUUCACUGGCUCAGGGGGAGAAGCUGCUACUUUGAUAAAAGCCUUGGUGUCUGCUGCAGAGGUCGUGAUCGAUCGAGAACUCAUUGGUUUUUCCAAUGAGUUUAAAGGGAAGCGCAAGAUACCUUUGACUUCUCUGGCCUCUCUAUCUACCCGGUUGAAACUACUCAAGGAUGGAGGGCGUGCAAGCACUUCCAGAAUCAGAGAGGAGGAUGAAGCUGUCGAAGAGCCUAAAGACAAUGCUGACAUCUCUGACUAUGACUCUCCUCCUCACUAUCCCUUCUAG
This is a messenger RNA of Linum trigynum, 1005 nucleotides long. NCBI's taxonomy places the organism in Eukaryota, Viridiplantae, Streptophyta, Magnoliopsida, Malpighiales, Linaceae. The record is from the annotation of a GenBank genome assembly.